AUGGAAAUUACAACUCGGAGUGCGGAAGUACUUCAAGGAGAGAAUGAACAAGUGGUUGACGUGGAAGAUUUCGAACAAGAAGUUGAGGCACAAGUUGAAGUGUCAAUUGUUGUGGAAGCUAAAAAGGUUCACGAAGAGUUGAACCUUCAAGAAGUGAACCGGGAAGAGGUUAAGGAAAAGGUGAAAGAGACUCCAAAAACUCUAGCACCAAUUCCUAGACCUCCUCCCCCUUUCCCUAAAAGACUUUCUAGGAAGGUUGAUGAUAGUAAACUCGGGAAGUUCUAUGACAUUCUCAAGCAAUUAUCGAAUGAAGAACCUAGAGCUUUUACCAUUCCAUGCACUAUUGGGGCGAGCGAUUUUGCAAGAUCUCCUUGUGAUAAUGAGGCUAGCAUCAAUUUAAUGCCUCUUGCUAUUUACAAGCAAGCGGGGUUAGGUAUGCCGAGGCCUACAAGUAUGAGGUUUCAAAUGGCCGAUCGUUCAAUAAAGAGACCGGUGGGAAUUGUUGAUGAUGUGCUUGUGAAAGUGGGAAAGUUCCUCCUCCCCGCCGACUUUGUGAUCCUUGAUUGUGCUGUUGACAAGGAGAUCCACAUCAUCUUUGGGAGACCAUUUCUUGCUACCGGAAGAGCACUAAUAGAUUCAAAACGAAAUGAGAUUAAGUUCCGAGUUAAUGACGAAGAGGUUACCUUCCAAGCAAGCAAGGGUAUGAAGUUUCCACAUGCUUAUGAAAGCAUCUCCUUCAUUGAUGUUGUUGAUGAGGUAGAAGAUGCAUUUUAG
Molecule: messenger RNA, 774 nt
Organism: Nicotiana attenuata
Lineage: Eukaryota; Viridiplantae; Streptophyta; Magnoliopsida; Solanales; Solanaceae
Exons: 2
Coding region: 1-774 (257 amino acids)
Source: RefSeq, a predicted model, not a curated record